Molecule: messenger RNA, 2182 nt
Organism: Mercenaria mercenaria
Lineage: Eukaryota; Metazoa; Mollusca; Bivalvia; Venerida; Veneridae
Product: periostin-like
Exons: 6
Coding region: 628-1503 (291 amino acids)
Biological process (GO): cell adhesion; extracellular matrix organization
Cellular component (GO): extracellular matrix
Molecular function (GO): cell adhesion molecule binding
Source: RefSeq, a predicted model, not a curated record
AAAAGAAAAAAAAUAGAAUAACAAAACUAUGGAAACAACGUGAAAUAUAAGAUUUUAGGUUAAAAUCAUUCAAUUACAAAGCCAAUUAUAUGAAAGAUAGGAGUGAAAGAUAGGAAUAUUAUGUGAAAAUGGUCCACCGUGUUCAAUUGAGUCAAAUGGUUUGGUUGUCGUAUUUCCGCAUGGCCUUGUGUAGUAUUUACUUAGGAUUGUCCUUGGUCUCAUUAUAAGAUUAUUCUUGCUGUAUAAGCUCAAGCACAGUUUCAACAAGAGGUGUGCGUGUUGAAAUACAUCAACAUAAUAUUCUAUUUCAUUUUAUUUCAUUUUGUUUGUGAUUGCUAUCAGCAAAUAAGAAAUAUUUUUAUCUCUAUAAACACUGUUAAUAUGGUCUGUUGUCCUAACACGUGUCUACUAGUACAGAUAAAUCGCAUCUGGUCACGUUACAGCCUUACAUGAUUAUAGGUUCUUACGAUACACUUGCAUAACUCUAAAAUGAAGGCUAUUCCUUUAUCCAAAAUCUAAAACGUCCAGUAUCGGAAACUUGGAAACGUGACUUAUUAACGAGUUGCGUAUAAAAGCAAACAACAGAGUGUCUCUCUCAUUCGAUCGUUAAGCGGUACCUUGAACAAAAUGAAAUUUGCGCUUGUUAUUUUCGUACUUUAUGCGGCGGAUUGUCUUGCCCAAAGCAAAAAUAUCGUCGAGCUUGCGGAAGAACUAGGCGCCACAACAUUAGUUUCGUAUGUGAAGGCAGCCGGUUUAGAGAGUGCUUUAAAAGGGAAUGGACCGUUUACAGUUUUUGGACCAACCAAUGCAGCAUUUGAAGCUCUUCCCGCUGCAGUUAAAGAUAAGUUGACUAAAGACAAAGACCUUCUGAAGAAAGUGCUGGAGUUUCAUGUCGCUAGUGGUAAAGCAUACUCAAGCCAACUGUCUAACAACAUGAUGGUUCAGUCACUGGAUUCUACAUUAAGUAUAAGAGUGAACAUCUACCAGAAAGAGUCGAAGCAAGUUGUGACAGUAGAUGGAGCUGAAGUCGUGAUGGUGGAUCAAAAUGCUACAAAUGGUGUUAUUCACGUGAUUGACAAAGUUAUGUUCCCAUUGCCGAGUGAAGAUAUCCCAAAAACAGUAGCAGCAACACCAAACCUCAGCACACUUCUUUAUGCUGUAGCUCAGGGACAACUGGCUGGCCCAUUGGCUGGAAGUGGUCCAUUCACUCUAUUUGCGCCAAACAAUGCUGCCUUUGACAAACUUCCACCAGGUGCUCUUAGUGAUCUCCUUAGUAACCAAACUGCUCUUGUCGCUGUAUUGAAGUACCACGUGGUUGUCGCAUGUGACUACAGUGCUGGUUUAUCGUCGGGAUCAGUUCAGACCUUGGAGGGAAAAUCAGUUACAAUUGCAGUAACUGCAGAUGGCGUGACGGUUGAUAAUGCAAAAGUUGUAACGGCAGAUAUUCCAACCAGCAACGGUGUGAUACAUGAAAUUGACACAGUAUUACUGCCACCAAAAUAAACAUAGAACACAUAGUUUUAUUUUCUGUUUAACUGUUGUACAAAUAUAUUUGAUAAAUUAUGUUAUUUUGUAAUAAACACUUAAAAUAUUUGUAUCUCUUGUACUGUUUUACGGCGAAAACUGGCCACGAGUUCUUGAGACAACAAUAAUUCGACCAGUACAACGCUUUUGUUAAUGUCAUUUCAACUGUAUAUAAAAAGAAUGAACCUUCCUAGUGCACAACAAAGCGUAGGAACGAUUUUAUACCCAUCUGUUUAUUAUUAUGUGGUGACAUACAUCCAUGUCCUGGACCCUCAGCAGAGUCAGAUUUUUCCACCACACAUGAUGACUUCAAAGUAUUCCAUAAGAGAGGUUUACAUUUCAUCCACAUAAAUGUUCGAAGUUUAAUACCUUAACUCCAUGAAGUCCAACUAUUAGCCAAACAAACCAGAGCUGCAUGUAUUGGUGUUUCUGAAACCUGGCUUGACAGUUCAGUUCCAGAUUCUGAAGUUUCCAUACCAAAUUAUUGUAUUCAACGUAGGGAUCGGAAUCGUCAUGGCGGUGGUGUCUGUAUAUAUAUUCACAAGGAUUUGUCGUAUAACAAUAGAACUGACCUUGAACAUGAAGAUUUAGAGGCUACUUGGAUCGAACUGUUGUUACCAAAAUCUAAGCCAAUAUUAUUUAGUGUUUUAUACAGACC